This is a messenger RNA of Pochonia chlamydosporia 170, 2208 nucleotides long. RefSeq lists its product as hypothetical. Bases 1 to 2208 code for a protein of 735 amino acids. The transcript has 2 exons. NCBI's taxonomy places the organism in Eukaryota, Fungi, Ascomycota, Sordariomycetes, Hypocreales, Clavicipitaceae. The record is from RefSeq and is a predicted model, not a curated record.
AUGACACCAUUGGGAUUGUACGAUGUUGUUGAGCCACUAGGAUCUGUUAACCUCGAACAAUUCCGCUUUAUCAAUGACACUUCGGCAUUUGGCUACGGGACGCCGCCCCGGAGUGCAGCGCCAUUUACGAGAUCAUGCGGAAAUGCGGCUUGUCCUGGUUUGACGAUGAAUCAGACUUGCACACAAAAGGGGCUUGCUCAAGUUUGCAACAACACCAUCAUCGAUCGAAGCAUACCUUCUCCACUUGUGAAUCUGUUUCGUGACGGAGCAAAGCAGUUUGCGAAGCCAGUCUCCAGCGUUUUUGAUAUUCAGUGGAGGGCCUACUUGAAUGCCACAGACAGUUUUAGCCCAGUAGGAUGGUACAUUAAAUCAGCAUACCGUCAAAUUUCCAUGCUCAUCCCAGAGUCGAAAGUCCACGUCGUGGAAGGACUCAUUGUCGACACAGAAGCCGGCGGCAUAGGCUUUCGCCGCCAUUCCGUGCCGGGACCCUUGCACGAAUAUGGCAGCGAGUGGACCGAAGACAUAUUAUUUAUCGAACCGGAGACGAAAUGCGUCGAUAUGAACGUCACGUUUGACUUUACACUUAGACUGGACGAUGGUAGUGCACAGCCACAAGUCAAGAGCCUAGCAUUGAUAGAUCACGGUGGAUUUUCGAAUUUAUCGCGAACGAUGCCUAGCCCUGGAAUUUAUCCCAAUGGCCAGAGUGAACUGGACAUUCGAGAAAAGGCAUACUAUGCUGCUUGGAUGUCGAAUUUUCUUACUAUGGCAUUUUUCAAUCUGACCGAUCGAAACCCCAAGAACUUUACCAGGAAUGAUGCAAAACUUGGCUUGAUCUCUCAGACAAACUCAACACAAGUAAAUCAAACAUCUGCCGAUGACAGGAGUAAUAUAUUCGCUAUUGAGUAUCAGUCUUUACGGAGCUCAAGCACCUUUGGCGAGUAUCUCGCAGACUUGCCAGCAACCCCGUCCGAACGAAACAAGACAGUCAAAGGCAACCCAUUUGCCGUUAGCAAAAGGGACUUUUACUCAGUCGCCCUUUCCUGCACGGGAGUCACACCCAACGACUUGCCAAACAUGAACAGCACUCUUGUCGGAUGUGGCCUCCUUUAUGGAGCCGCCCGACGUACCGACAAUGGCUCGAAUCUCAUCCCGGAUCCAGACUCCAAGUGGACCAUUCCGAUAUACAGCUGUGCAAGUGCAUUCCGUGCCGUAGUCAAAACCGUCCGGUUCCGAUACAAUGGAACCAACUUGGAUGGCCUGCAAGUAACCCAGCUCAAGCCCAAGAGCUACGCCAACGCAGCAAGUCUUCCCCAGUGGGCUGUCGAGAACAUCGGAGACAUGGCCAUCAACGAUAUUCAGCCUCUAUGGGGAAUAAUCGGCACAGGUAAUGCAAGUGUACCAGACGACUUGAAAUCAAAUGUAUCGACACUCACACACGAGAGCCUGUUCCUGCCAGGGAUGUCAAACGUGUAUUCACUGACGGAGAACUCUUUCUCACAAAGUGCAACCAAAAUCGGCCAGUACCUGCCAGGAAUCAACUUCUACACCCAGGCCGUGUUUAAUGCGUAUAACAUUGCCCGGCCAGGUCGGACGGGGUAUUCUGGGUUUGGGGACUACUCUGGUCGGACGGCUCUAGCGUUGUAUAGGAAGUGGAUGGAGUUGUCUACCUCUGCGUCAAGUGCUGCCAACAUCAUCAACUUGGUCUGGACAGAUGUUGCGGCCAACACUGUUGUGGGCACGAAAGGAUGGGUUUCUGAUGAUGCUCUUCAGAAACGUGGUACGGAAUCCGGCGGCGACAGAGUACCCGUUAUCGUUUACCACAAACGAGUUCAGUACAAGAUUCCUUUUGCCAUCCCUGCCUUUAUAGUCAUUGCGGUGAUGGUGGCCCUCUUUGCUUCUACUGUCAGCCUGUCUAUCAUGGGGAAGACAGGAACUGGUAAGCUACGACGGUUUCUGGACACAAUGUCUACAGGCAGGACUAUUGGCAUAUUCCUGUGGCCGGAGUCCACCGACCUCAGGACUGAUGCGUGGGUGAAAACAGUAGGGAAGAGGAAAGUUGCGGCUUCUAGGGAGGGUGUGUUUACGCCGGAUGAUUUCAGCUCUGAACGGGAACAGAAUGGCAGUGACGGCAGCCGAGAUCAAAGGUCGACUGAGAAGUCAACCAUAGCUGUUCAGCAAGGGCUCUUGGACAAAACCGCACGCGACUAA